CUAUUUGGCUACCUCUUACCCUCCCUCUUAUUACUUCCCAUCUCAUUCUCCUCCCCUGUCACCACCUCUGUCUCCUCACACCCCUUUCAUCACCUCUUCUCUCCCCUUAUAUCAGCAUCCCAAAUCUCAGCCUGUCUCCCACUUCAUCCAUCCAAAGGCUUCCCUAUCCCAUCCUUACACCCUUCCCUCUGCUCCAUCCCCUUUACUUGUCCUCCUCCCCCCUACCGUCCUAUCUCUCUACCUCUCUCCCUCCCCUGACCCAUCUCUCCUUGUCCCUCCAGUGCCCCCCUCUCCCCCUCCCCCUGUCCCGGCUCGGAGCUCCCCCAGCCUCACACAGCUCAGAGCCUGUAAUUACUUGGCCAUGCGGGGAGGGAGCGGGCUGCCCCAGCCGGUCCCGAGGCUUUUCCUGCCGCAGCUGCAGUACAGGGAUGUCUGCUUCUCACCGCUGCCCCCCCGGGCUGAUCCUGCUGCUCAUCCUCCACUGCCUGCAGCCCGGAGCUACCUCCAGCACUAAGGACAGCAGUGAGGUGUGGGAUGAAGAUGUGACUGAGUGGUGGGGUGAGUGGAGUUCCUGGUCCACCUGCUCUAGAACCUGUGGAGGGGGAGUGAUGUCCAGAGAAAGGCAUUGCCUACGUCAAAGGCUCCAGACAGUUCCAGGAAUGGAUAGCACUGUUUGUGGGGGACAGUCUAAACAAUAUCAUCUGUGUCAGAAACAGCUUUGUCCUGCUGGCUCUGCAAGCUUCAAACAGUAUCAGUGUUCUGCAUUUAAUGCUAAGGCGUUUGGGAAACUGUAUCACCGCUGGGUGCCACUGUAUCCAGAUGAUUACACCAGCAUCUCUAGCAAGCCGUGUGACCUUCAGUGCACCAGCACUAACAGGGAGAGACAGCUCCUGGUACCGGCCCAUGAUGGAACUAGCUGUAGAGACAGAACAUAUCAGGGAGUUUGUAUCAACGGCAAAUGUGAGCCAGUAGGAUGUGAUGGGAAGCUGCAUUCAGCCAGAUCAUUGGAUCGGUGCGGUGUUUGUGGUGGAGGUGGGGGCACGUGCUACAGGGUAUCAGGGAGCUUCAGAAACUGCGUAUUAGGUUAUGCUCUUAUCACAACAAUUCCAGUGGGUGCGUUUGACAUAUUGAUCACAGAAAAGAGAAAUACUGAAAAUAUUCUAGCUCUAGCAGACUCUGCCGGGAAUUUUUACAUUAAUGGGAACAUGAUGAUGGAUAAUCCCCAAAACUUCAGAGUCGCUGGGACGCUGGUCAAGUAUCGACGCCCACCAAAUGUGCAGAGUGAUGGACUGGAAUAUUUGACUACACCAGGGCCAACUAACCAGUCUCUCAGUGUCAUGUACUAUAACUUCAACGGAAAGAUACCCCACAUAACAUAUGAAUAUACAGUACCUCGUGCCCCAGAAGUGCCUCUGCCCUAUCUUUCCGAACCAGUACAACCUAUUCCUCCAGCUCCAAGUAACGUUCAAAGUGGGGUCCAGAGAGGACCUGACAGCAGUUUACCUGAUUCACCUGAUACCUGGAACUGGGGAAACGCUCAAGAAACAGUCAACUCACUUCUACAUCAAGAGAGGUCUAGUAAAGAACACUUGAUAGUAGAGGAAGACCAAACUGAGGGCCUCCAGCCCAGCACAGAUGCUCCUCAGGGAUUUCUGCAGAGUGAAUUAUGGAGACUGUGUGAUCAACAGAGUCACUCAGCUCUCUGCCAAUCUCUCUUCGGUGGCAGUCCUGGGGGUCCGACCCUAGCAGAGUCCACACACGAAGCAGAACAACUCAGAGACAGCCUAAUGCUGCCAGCUGUUUAUGAAGAUCUUGGAUCUAUUCCCGGGACACAGGCACUACAAGCACCCGGUUUCAGCAGUGAUUUAGUGUCAGGUCAGGACAUUAGCCGGGCGGACAUGUAUCGCUGGAAGGUCUCUGCCUAUUCCCCGUGCAGCUCCACCUGCAGCUCAGGAAUCAGUUCUACCUAUGCUUUGUGCAUCCGCUAUGAUGGGAGAGAAGUAGAUGAGUCUUACUGUGAUCCAAUGACGAGGCCAGAGCCAACUCAGGAAUUUUGUUCAGGGCGAGAGUGCAUGCCCAGAUGGGAGUCUAGUGGUUGGAGUGAAUGUUCACGAAGCUGUGGGCAAGGAGUCCAAGUUCGCUCAGUUCGGUGCUGGAAAAUGCUGGCCCCAGGGUUGGACAGUUCGGUGUACGAUGAACAGUGUGAGGGUGCCCAGCUCCCAAGACCUCCCCAGAGGAAAGUAUGCAAGAACAAACCUUGUGGACCCCAGUGGGAUACUGCCGAAUGGUCUGAGUGCUCUGCUGCCUGUGGAUCUGAGGGAAUGGUGAAGAGGGAAGUGAAAUGCUCUACAGAAUCUAGCCAUUGUGAUGAAAACAUAAAGCCUCCAGCUGAGAAGUCCUGUUUGGGACCACCUUGUGACCAUCACUGGACGACAGCUGAGUGGGGUCCAUGCAGUAAGAGCUGCAGUUCUGGACAUCAGGUUAGAGAAGUGGCAUGUUAUCUGGGAGAUUUGGUUAGCCAGGGAUGUGAUCAGUCUACCAAACCAGAAAGUAGACAGGCUUGUCAGCUACAGCCAUGCCCCACUGAGACCCCUGAUGAAAGCUGUGAAGACAAGGCAACUGCUAACUGUUCCCUGGUUUUGAAGGUGAAGCUGUGUUCACACUGGUAUUACCGGAAGGCCUGCUGCCGAGCCUGUGGGGGAAAAGCCUCCUGACUGUGGCUCCCUUUUCUUCUUUAUGUUUGUGAAUUCUGUACAUUUUGGAUUGUGCCUGGUGCUCCUAUUAAUAACCCUAUGAACACACUAUUGGGGGGCUUUAGAUGGUAGAUGAAGGUGUGUGACAGCGGUUAUUUUUACCUCUUCAUUGUAAUAUAAUUUUACAGUGCCUAGUGAUCAACCUGCUGUUCUGUUUAUGUGAAUGCGCCUGAGAUGCCUCUAUUGCAAGCUUAGGCAAUCUGUGUCUCCUGCUUCAGUAAUUGGAGCGCCACAGGUUACCCAUGCCUGCUUCUGUUAUAAUUAUCCCAACAGAGACAAUGGGGGGAAUGUACUGUAAUUGCCUGCAAGAAGCAGGAAGUGCGAGACUUUGUGCGUGUUCUCCGUUUUUGUUUUUUAAAGCAGAAAUCAUUUACACGGCAUCACCAACCUGUUCUUGCUGUUUAAAUAAUUGCAACUUUAAAAAACUUGCACAAAGUCUCGCACUUCCUGCUUCUCGCAGGCUAUUACAUUCCCCCCAAUGAGUCUGCAAACAGUGUUAUUGUGACAAAGUACAGUUUUUGUUUGUUAUAAAUAUAUAAAACUUUGGCAUUAUGUACUGGGGCAAGCACAGGGAGAUUGCGCUAAGGAGUUCCUUCCUGAUUCAAACCACAGCUUUGUAGCCCAAUUUCAUUUUCCCUCAUAUGGCUUUAAAAACUUGGCAUCCAUAAGGUUAACCUAUUAUUACAAACCGAAUCGGAAUAGAGUUUGCACCAGAUAUGGGGAGUUUGUGAACAAGAUCUUGCACCAGGUGGUAUAGUUACUGAACAGCGGGGUUUCAACACCAUCUUAUGAUGGCAGCUACAGUAUGUCUGCUGUGUUUAAAACGACAAUACAGGUUGAGUAUCCCUUAUCCAAAAUUCAAAAUCACACAUUUUUGG
Pseudophryne corroboree (corroboree frog) is the source of this 3631-nucleotide messenger RNA. RefSeq names its product ADAMTS-like protein 2. The record is from RefSeq and is a predicted model, not a curated record. Gene Ontology annotation, cellular component: extracellular matrix. NCBI's taxonomy places the organism in Eukaryota, Metazoa, Chordata, Amphibia, Anura, Myobatrachidae. The transcript has 16 exons. Gene Ontology annotation, molecular function: metalloendopeptidase activity. Gene Ontology annotation, biological process: proteolysis; extracellular matrix organization. The coding region runs from base 429 to 2714 and encodes 761 amino acids.